Asparagus officinalis (garden asparagus) is the source of this 2105-nucleotide messenger RNA. RefSeq names its product 3-oxoacyl-[acyl-carrier-protein] synthase II, chloroplastic-like. The transcript has 13 exons. Gene Ontology annotation, molecular function: 3-oxoacyl-[acyl-carrier-protein] synthase activity. Bases 511 to 1908 code for a protein of 465 amino acids. Gene Ontology annotation, biological process: fatty acid biosynthetic process. NCBI's taxonomy places the organism in Eukaryota, Viridiplantae, Streptophyta, Magnoliopsida, Asparagales, Asparagaceae. The record is from RefSeq and is a predicted model, not a curated record.
UUUUUUUUUUUCUUCCUCUAGUCGACAUUCUUUUCUUUGGUCGCGACUCUCUCUCUCUCCCUCUCGUUUGUAUUUUCUAUAACCCUCUCUCUCUCUCUCUCUCUCUCUCUCUCCUCUCGGCCUCUUCUCGUUUGCGAGCACUUGGCUGUGUCAGUUGUCACUCUCUCUCAGAUUCAUUAGAGCUCGUCUUUUUCCCACUGAAACUCUCUGCACUCUUAAACCCUCAUCUCCCAAAAUCUCUCAAAUCUCUCCGUGGGUUCUCAUCUCUUCUCAAUACCCACCAAAACCCACCUCUCAAAAUCCUAUCCUUCCUCCUCAAUCGAUGGGGCCGUCUUCAAUGGCCUCUCCUCUCUGCACGUGGCUCGUGGCCGCGUGUAUGUCUUCCACGUGCGACGCGGCGACCGGCCGUUGAGGUCACCGUCGAUACGGUUCAAGAACAGGAGAUCCAGCGAUCGGAGGUCGUCGAAGGGGAUCGUCUCGGCUUUGUAUGGAUCGGGGAUCAGUAGUUUGAUGAGCAGAUUUGAGCCCUGUGAAGAGUUCUAUAGAUCAAUGAGGGUUGUUACUGAUCGAAAGCAGAAAAGGGCUUCUAACUGUGGGAAAGUGACAGCAAUAGCUGUGAAGCCUGCGAAGCAAGUGGAAGAGAAGAGAAGAACUAAUACGAAACAAAGAAGGGUUGUGGUGACAGGGAUGGGCGUCGUGACUCCAUUAGGCCACGAGCCUGAUGUUUUCUAUAAUAAUCUCCUCAACGGUAUAAGUGGAAUCAGUGAAAUAGAAAAUUUCGACUGUGCCGGCUAUCCAACGAGAAUUGCAGGAGAGAUUAAAUCGUUUUCAACAGAUGGAUGGGUGGCACCAAAACUAUCUAAGAGGAUGGACAAAUUUAUGCUUUACAUGCUUACUGCGGGUAAAAAAGCUCUAGCGAAUGGUGGAAUUACUGAAGAAGUUUUGAAUGAGCUAGACAAGACGAAGUGUGGUGUUCUUAUCGGGUCUGCAAUGGGUGGCAUGAAGGUCUUCAAUGAUGCAAUCGAAGCUUUGAGGGUCUCAUACAAGAAGAUGAACCCCUUUUGUGUUCCAUUUGCAACUACAAAUAUGGGUUCGGCUAUGCUAGCAAUGGAUCUGGGCUGGAUGGGCCCGAACUAUUCAAUUUCAACUGCUUGUGCCACAAGCAACUUCUGUAUCCUGAAUGCAGCUAACCAUAUCAUAAGAGGUGAAGCUGAUAUAAUGCUUUGUGGUGGCUCUGAUGCAGCAAUAAUACCUAUUGGGUUGGGAGGUUUUGUGGCAUGUCGGGCACUUUCACAAAGAAACAAUGAUCCAACCAAAGCUUCACGGCCAUGGGAUAGUGAACGUGAUGGAUUUGUUAUGGGAGAAGGUUCAGGUGUACUUUUGUUGGAAGAACUUGAGCAUGCUAAGAAAAGAGGAGCAAAUAUAUAUGCUGAGUUUUUGGGAGGAAGUUUCACCUGCGAUGCUUACCAUAUGACAGAGCCACACCCUGAGGGGAUGGGUGUUGCUCUUUGCAUAGAGAAGGCAUUAAUGGAAUCUGGAGUUGCUAGAGAGGAUGUCAACUAUGUAAAUGCUCAUGCAACUUCAACGCUAUCUGGUGAUGUGAAAGAGUACCAAGCUCUCAUUAGUUGUUUCGGUCAAAAUCCCAAGCUGAGGGUGAAUUCUACAAAGUCCAUGAUUGGUCAUCUUUUAGGAGCAUCUGGAGCAGUGGAAGCUAUUGCUGCAAUUCAGGCAAUUCGAACUGGCUGGGUACAUCCAAAUAUCAAUCUGGAAAAUCCAGACACAAGUGUCGAUGCAAAUGUUCUUGUUGGUUCUAAGAUGGAAAAGAUAGAUGUAAAAGUGGCACUAUCAAACUCCUUUGGCUUUGGUGGCCACAACUCAUCGAUUCUCUUUGGGCGCUAUGAACAAUAGUGGUAGAUCAAUCGUACUUCAUUUUAAUCGGUAUUGUUGGAUUCUAUAGAAAUAUCAAGCCAAAAUAUUGUCUGGUGCGAAAACUAAAAUUUUGAAUCAUGAAACAUGCUUGUUUGAGCCAGUCCGUGCAUCGAGGAAUCUGUGCCAUUACAUUGUUAAACCAGAUUAGUAUUUGUUUCAUAUUGAGACUUGUUUGC